AUGCCCAUAAACAUCAUCGAAGCACUGGUGACCGAUGGUCCCGAUGCGGUUCCCGGAUCAAGGUUUGUGAUGAAGUACGGGCCCACGGUGGCUGUGAUUGGAGCGCUGAAAUGGUACUUCCAUGGUAAGACGAACACUUGGGAACGUGAUUUACAUGGCAAGGUCUAUAUGGUGACUGGGGGCACCAGCGGCGUUGGUGAGCGGGUUGUGGAGGAGCUGGCCCGGCGUGGGGCUCAGGUUAUACUGCUUGUCAGAAGCACAGAGGAUUACUGGACCACUGAGUUUGUGCAAGACCUUCGAGAACGGUAUGAGAACUUCUUGAUCUAUGCCGAGGAGUGUGAUCUGAGUGAUCUCUACAGCAUACGUAAGUUUGCUACGAAGUGGCUGGACAACGUGCCACCACGUCGUCUGGAUGCUGUGGUUUGCUGUGCUGGUGAAAGCAUGCCCUAUGGUAAGGAACGUUGCAACUCUGCUGACGGCAUAGAACUACACACUGCAGUGAACUACGUCGGCCAUUACCACCUCUUGACGCUGCUGUCUCCAGGGUUGAGGGCCCAAUUGCCCGACAGGGACGUUCGUGUGGUGCUGACGACGUGUAUGUCACAGGCCAUGGGGAAGAUUGACGUUGAUGAUCCUCUCUUCUUGAAACAGAGAUAUACAAAGAAUUCGCCGUGGAAAGUGUUUGGCACAUCAAAGCUACAGUUGAGUAUGUUUGCCAAAGAGUUCCAAAGGAGACUCCAGGCGAUCCCUCGAAAGGAUGGGUAUCCGUGUAACGUUAGGGUCAACGUUGUCAACCCAGGGUUGAUGAGAUCACCUAGUACGAAGCGUGUAUUGAGUUUUGGCUCUCUGAUUGGUUUACUGCUGUACCUGGUAUUUUGGCCUAUUCUAUGGAUCUUCUUGAAGAGCACAAGACAAGGUGCACAGUCCUACUUCUAUGCGCUCAUGUGUCCUGAUCUCAUCGACGCAGACGGUGGUAAGUUCAUUGCCAAUUGUGAGCUGUACGAACCGGCAAGACCAGAGCUGAAGGACGAGGAGUUACAGAAGAAGCUGUACGACAACACGGAGGCUGCAAUUGCCAAAGUUGAGAAGGAGAGCGCAAUACAGCGUAAACGUGAGGAAGCCAAAGAGAAGAAGAAGGAGAUGAACAGAGAAAAGAAGCAAAAUGGUAAGGCUACAACCACCAAGAAGGAUGCAAAGAAGGCUGCAAAAUCUGUCAGCUCCAGUGAUAAGCGCACAGGUGUACCUGAAAUUCCCUACAACACCGAUAACAAAGUUGGUAUCAGUGAAUCCUCGAGGGAACAGCUAUUCCCGGAUGAGCAUAUUGAUCCCCAGACGGAGCCAACUGUUGCGGUCUCAACCUCUUCAGCUAAACCCACGGGGAAAGCUACACGCAAAGGCAAGCGAAAGACGUGA
Molecule: messenger RNA, 1413 nt
Organism: Williopsis jadinii
Lineage: Eukaryota; Fungi; Ascomycota; Saccharomycetes; Phaffomycetales; Wickerhamomycetaceae
Gene: PBR1
Product: putative oxidoreductase
Exons: 1
Coding region: 1-1413 (470 amino acids)
Source: RefSeq, a predicted model, not a curated record